Molossus molossus (Pallas's mastiff bat) is the source of this 438-nucleotide messenger RNA. It is a transcript of the gene PPP1R14D, whose product is annotated as protein phosphatase 1 regulatory inhibitor subunit 14D. Bases 1 to 438 code for a protein of 145 amino acids. The record is from RefSeq and is a predicted model, not a curated record. NCBI's taxonomy places the organism in Eukaryota, Metazoa, Chordata, Mammalia, Chiroptera, Molossidae. The transcript is spliced from 4 exons. Gene Ontology annotation, cellular component: cytoplasm. Gene Ontology annotation, biological process: regulation of phosphorylation. Gene Ontology annotation, molecular function: protein serine/threonine phosphatase inhibitor activity.
AUGCUGUCUUCAAGCCCUGCUUCCUGCACCUCUCCCAAGCCUGACAGGGAGAGCCCAAGUAAGAGGGUCCAAUGGGCUUCUGGGAGAAGAAGGACGUCAUCCACAGAUUCAGAGUCCAAGUCCCACCCUGACCCCUCCAAAGUGUCCAGGUCCCGGAGACCAAGCCGGCUGACAGUGAAGUAUGACCGGGGGCAGCUCCAGCGCUGGCUGGAGAUGGAGCAGUGGGUGGAUGCGAAGCUUCAGGAGCUCUUCCAGGAUCAACCAACCCCUUCUGAGCUUGAGAUUGACCUGGAGGCUCUCAUGGAACUAUCCACAGAGGAGCAGAAAACGCAGCUGGAGACUCUUCUCCAAGACUGUCCCCACCCCACAGAGCCUUUUAUCUCUGAACUACUCAGUCAACUCAAGAAACUCCGGAGACUCAGUCGGCCUCAGAAAUAA